AGUGUGACGUCAGUUUGUUGUGCGCACCAGCUGAUCAUCAGCCAGAGCCUACAGACAACACAACUAUCACACACAGAAACAUCAUCAUUCUCCAGAAUCGCGAUUAAAUCAUCGGUGUCGCAGUUUGUGGAGUAAAUCAUGAAGCGACAGUAGAUGUUCGUAGAUGCGGUCGGUCAGUCAGUCAGUCGGGCGCGCGCAGCAACACUGGCCUUCUGAAGCUGUUCUGCUGUUUCUCCUCCGGAUAAUUAUAUAAUACGAUGGAAACGAUUCUUAGCUGCUUCGGAAGUAGUUUGUUGGACGGUUUCGGCUUAUAAAGAAGCGUCAGUGCCUCAUAAUACUGAACUGCGAACGUCUGAGAGAAAAUGUGGUGGAAACUCUUCUUUUUGCUCCUGUAUUUCUUCAUGUUGUUCAUCCUGGCUCGGUUCUUUGAAGCCAUCGUCUGGUACGAGACCGGGAUUUUCGCCACCCAGCUGGUGGAUCCGGUGACACUGAGCUUCAAGAAGCUCAAAACCAUCCUGGAGUGCCGGGGACUGGGAUACUCCGGGCUGGCGGAGAAGAGGGACGUGAGGGAACUGGUGGAAAACUCGGGCGAGCUGAUGCAGGGCGAGCUGUACUCCGCUCUGAAGAACGAGGAGCAGACCGGGUCCGACUCCAGCACCACCUUCAGCGGAGAAAUGCACUUUUAUGAACUAGUGGAAGACACUAAAGAUGGUAUCUGGUUAGUUCAGGUAAUAGCCCAAGACAGAAAUCCUCUGUUGAGCACUGCCAACUGGGGCAAAAUGGUGCAGAAAGUUUCCCAGUUUGGCAUUCGAACCGGCACCUUCAACUGCUCCAGUGACUCGAGGUACUGCCAUAAGCGGGGCUGGAUGAAGUCCACCCUCAUCAUGUCCGUCCCGCAGACCUAUGCCUCCAAAGGGAAGGUCAUGUUGAAGGAGUACAACGGCAGACGCAUCGAAACCGAGCACAUCUUCAAAUGGAUGACCUCUCACGUUGCAUCUCGCAUCAAAACCAUCCGCCUCUCCGAGCAGUUAAUGGACGACUGGUAUCAGAUGGACAAGCAACCGGUGAAGAUGUUCUUGUUCGCCAGACUCCUUCAGCCCCCGGCGUUCUUCUCAGCGCUCAGCAUCAAGUUCACAGGGCGCAUCGAGUUCAUCUUCGUCGACGUGCGCAACUGGGACAACACCACCUGUCUGGAGGAGAUUGGCGUGCAGCAAACGCCCUCAUACAUCCUCAAAACACCAGAAGGCAUCUACCGAUACGGCAACAGCACUGGGGAAUUCAUCUCCCUGCACGCCAUGGACGCGUUCCUUCGCUCCGUGCAGCCAGAAGUCAAUGACCUGUUCAUUUUGAGCUUAGUCAUGGUCAAUCUAAUGGCUUGGAUGGAUCUUUUCAUCACGCAAGGAGCCACCAUAAAGCGCUUUGUGGUUUUAAUCAGCACUCUAGGAACUUAUAAUUCCCUACUCAUCAUUUCCUGGCUGCCCAUCCUUGGUUUUCUGCAGCUUCCGUACUUGGAUAGCUUUUACGAGUACAGCUUGAAACUUCUGCGUUACGCAGACACCACUACCAUCGCCUCAUGGGUCCGAGCCGACUGGACCUUCUAUUCUUCUCAUCCAGCUCUCUUCCUCAGCACUUACCUAGCCCACGGCCUUCUCAUCGACUACUUCGAGAAGAAGAGAAGAUGCAGCAAUGAAGACCAAAACGCCAACAACCUGGAGUGGUUGUCGAGUCUUUGGGAUUGGUACACCAGCUACUUAGUGCAUCCCAUCGCCUCGUUCCAGAACUUUGAGUCAGACUGGGAUGACGAUCCUAACUUCCUUUUGGAAAGGUUGGCAUUCCCAGAUCUCUGGCUUCACCCGCUCGUUCCAACAGACUACAUCAAGAACCUGCCCACCUGGAAGUUCAGACUCGCACAACCCGAGGGACCCAACCGACAAACGGCCACGACCAACGCAAACGGCGACUCCAGCGGGGAGCAGGAAGCGCAUCACGAGGUUCUUGAUUACGGGUGUCCGGCUGCAACGCAGUCAGAAGAGUCGGGUGGAGAGGAACCGGACACUGAUUGGUCUCAGUGGCCUUGUGGGAUGCUCCACUGCACCGAGUGCGUCGUGUGUCUGGAGAACUUUGAGACUGAUUGCCUCGUCAUGGGUCUACCAUGUAGCCAUGUGUUCCACCAGCAGUGCAUUGUGGUCUGGCUGGCCGGUGGGCGGCACUGUUGCCCUGUGUGCCGGUGGCCGUCGUACAAGAAAAGACCCGCGAGACCACGUGCGACUCAACCACUGGAACCGGAAUAGCCCUCAUGUGAUUCGUUUACGUCUUGCUUCUGGCACUUAUUUAAAAAAAAAAAAAAAGAAAAACGACUUGAUGUGUUCAUCUUUAGUCUUUAGAUUCAUAACAUUGGCUCCUGGGGUUUCUGUUGGUGGUUUUAACUUGCACAGUGUUUAAUUAAAAUGCAUAUUUCCCAAUAUUUUUUUGAAUCUUAUUUUUUAAAGGGAAAAAACUUGAUUUGGGUCAAAUGCCUUGUACUUGGAUUUAAAAAAGUAAUAGAUUUUAAGAGUUAAAAUGAUAAAAUAUUGAAUGGUAAAGUUUCUGUUGUAGCACUCUUCAUAAAUCCCAGUGAGACAAGAAGAAAAAUCCAUACGUUCCUGUACCUGAGAAUUUCAUCUUGUGUUCAAUGUGUCUCCAAAUGUGAAUAAUCUGUCUAAGAUUGAGUCAUUGGGGAAGUGAAGACUUGAGGAGUCUUUAUAUAAAGGAUUAACACUCUGGGCAUGUGCAUAUGAUAUUAUUUUUUGGAAAAGAAGUUAUAGCUUUACAUAACUUGAAUAAAAAUGCCCUGUGCAGAAUUGAAAAUGGCUUUGGCAUUGACAUGCAAAUCUUCAUGGCUCCAUCUGCAAUUUAAGUCAUUGUCUUGUUGGAGCAUGUUAGUUUUUAUUAUUUUUGAACAGCGUUUCGCCAUUAACACUAAUACAGACUUUACCCCUUUGACUUCUAAAAGUGAUUUGGGAACUUAUACCUGUAAUGACGUUCAAUUCAAUAAAGUCCAACUUUCUCAGCUGUGUUA
This is a messenger RNA of Megalobrama amblycephala (Wuchang bream), 3058 nucleotides long. RefSeq names its product ring finger protein 103 (gene rnf103). Gene Ontology annotation, biological process: protein ubiquitination. Bases 363 to 2291 code for a protein of 642 amino acids. The transcript is spliced from 4 exons. Gene Ontology annotation, molecular function: ubiquitin-protein transferase activity. Lineage: Eukaryota; Metazoa; Chordata; Actinopteri; Cypriniformes; Xenocyprididae. The record is from RefSeq and is a predicted model, not a curated record. Gene Ontology annotation, cellular component: endoplasmic reticulum.